Molecule: messenger RNA, 153 nt
Organism: Durusdinium trenchii
Lineage: Eukaryota; Dinophyceae; Suessiales; Symbiodiniaceae
Source: the annotation of a GenBank genome assembly
AUGUUCCUCUUCAAUGCAUGCCUCAUGGGCUACGAAGAAGCGGAAUGGAUGGACAUUAUCCUGGAUCGUAUGGAUUGCAUUCUCUGCAAUGUAGCACAAUUGCAACGAUUACAGGCCCUGGGCCCAUCUGGGCCCGAUGGCGAGAUGAUGUGA